GAAAAAAACUAGCCAAAGUUCAGCAAAGAGAAGAAAAAUUAACCAAUACUAAGAAGCAACAUAUUCAAAGAAUUGAUAACUUAACUAUCAAACUUGACCAGGUUCGCCAAAUUCUUGGUCAGGAAAACCAAGAACUUCGUGAUAAACUUCAAAAAUUACAACUCCGUCAAGAUUCAGGCUACUGGGACGAUGAGUAUGAAGUAGACCUUGAACCGAAAAAUUUUGACCGAACUACUCAAACCAAAAUAAUUACUUUUUCUUCCCAGGAAACCCAAGCCGAUUUGGUUGUCGAACCGGAUCAAGAAAUUUUAUCUCGCCUAAAUCGCCAGCAGAAAGAAAUAACUGAAUUAAAAAACUAUGUCCUUGUUUUGGAAAAGGAUUUUCUCGAUGCGGCAAACAAGAAUGAACUUUUAGAGCAAUGGUAUUAUGAAUUAGAAGCCCUAAUUAGAAAACAAGACCAAGAUUUAAGCAAUUUAGACCAAUUAAUUGAUAGCAAAAAUGAGCGAUUAACGACAACGCAAAAGAAAAAAGAAUGA
Molecule: messenger RNA, 536 nt
Organism: Paraglomus occultum
Lineage: Eukaryota; Fungi; Glomeromycota; Glomeromycetes; Paraglomerales; Paraglomeraceae
Source: the annotation of a GenBank genome assembly